AUGCGUCUGGUUUCUCUCGGAGGCCUUUCGGCCUUGGCCCUGGCUAUGACGACGGCCGCGGCCUCGACGUACGACUACAUUGUCGUGGGCGGUGGCCCUGCCGGCAUCAUCACAGCCGAACGACUCUCGGCAGCCAACAAGAAGGUCCUCCUCCUUGAGCGAGGACCAGGCCCUACCGUUGAGACUGGUUCCAACAACACCCUUAGCUGGGACGACUCGUUGACGCCUGUCGAUGUCCCGGGCCUGACCUCUGCCGUCGGUAGCUUGACCAACUACAUGUGCACUGACACCGGAGGUCUUGCUGCAUGUGUGCUUGGUGGUGGUGUCACAAUCAACUACAUGGUCUUUGUCCACCCGCCAGACCAUGACUUUGACGAUAAGUGGCCCAAGGGCUGGAAAUGGAGCAACAUCGCUCCCGCAGCGAAGAGGCUCUAUAGCCGAAACCCUGGAACUACCCUUCCCUCAAAAGACGGCCAGCGCUACGAUCAGGGCCUUUACUCGACCCUGUCCAGCUUUUUCGACAGCAUCGGCUGGACCUCUGUCGACAUGAUCAAGCAGCCCAACGAGAAGCAUCAAGUCUACAGCUACCCCUCGUGGAACAUCAAGGAUGCUAUGCGUGCUGGACCCGUACGAACUUAUCUGCCUUUGGCCGAAGCGCGAGACAACUUCACUCUCCGCCUUGGCACCAAGGUCAUUCGUGUUGUGCGCUCCGGCUCCAAGGUGACCGGCGUUGAGGUCGAGGACUCUGAAGGCAAGAGUGAGAUCAUUAGGCUUACUAAGAAUGGAAGAGUCGUCCUAUCCGCAGGCGCCGUGUCGACGCCCCGACUUCUCUUCAACUCUGGUAUUGGACCUAAGGCGCAAAUCUUGACUGCAAGCAAGACUGGCGUCACCCUUCCCCCUAAGAAGGAUUGGAUUGAGCUACCCGUUGGCAAGAACCUUAAGGACCACCCUAUUUUCUCUAUUAAUGUCAAGACAAACGACACUUGGGGUGUUUUCGACAGCACCGGUGUGGUCAACGGCUCUGAUACUACCGACAUCAACCAGUAUGAAAACAAGGAGUCGGGUAUUUUAACUCAGGGCAGGCACCGCCUUAUCUUCUUCAGCUCCAAGGCUGGAGCGGAUGGAAUCACGCGAUACUAUCAGGGAUCUUGUACAGCUUCGGGCGAGGGUAUUGUCCAGAUCAAGGUGUACAUGACCCACGGGCUUACAUCAGAGGGCGUUUUGGGACUGUCAGAGGAUGGCAGCACCACUAUUGAGACUUCACCCUAUCUUCAGACCGACGGCGACCUGGAGGCCGCAACCUCAUUUAUCCAGGGCAUGGUCGACUCCAUUACCUCAUCUUCCGCUGGCUUUGAGCUUCAAACAUACACCAACACCUCUGCGAUUAUCGGCUCUCAGACCUCCGGAAACCACUUCGUUGGCACGGCAAAGAUGGGCACCGACGAUGGCCGCAAGGGUGGUUCUUCGGUUGUUGAUACUAACACUAAGGUGUAUGGAAUGGACAACCUGUUUAUUUCUGAUGCUAGCAUCCAUCCCGAUGUUCCCACUGGCAACAGCCAGACCAUUGUUAUGGUUGCCGCCGAGAUGGCAGUGGCUAAGAUCCUUGCUUGUAAAUAA
Ilyonectria robusta is the source of this 1617-nucleotide messenger RNA. Its product is annotated as putative cellobiose dehydrogenase. The record is from RefSeq and is a predicted model, not a curated record. The transcript is spliced from 2 exons. Lineage: Eukaryota; Fungi; Ascomycota; Sordariomycetes; Hypocreales; Nectriaceae. The coding region runs from base 1 to 1617 and encodes 538 amino acids. Gene Ontology annotation, molecular function: oxidoreductase activity, acting on CH-OH group of donors; flavin adenine dinucleotide binding.